CUCAACAUUCAUGCAGGCAAUGUGCCACACACCACAUUCUCAUUCAGUUUCACACAGAUCUUUGUACAGUUCAUAGUGUUUUUCGAGUCGAGAUAAAUAAAUUUCAAAAAAUUCUUUCCUAUUUUCGUGUCUAGCUUGAAAAGCCAGAGCUCCAGUUGAAGCAACAAAAAAUGUGCAACUAUCCUUGCUAUCCCUCUGCUGCCCUGUGCCCUUGCGGCGGUUGUGGUCCCAGCGGCUUCUACGAUCCCUGCUUUGGCCCCUACAAUGGUCCCUUCAAUUCGUGCUGUGGCCCCAGUGGUCCUCAAUGCUGGAGAGGAUGCACUUUUUACUAGAAGUGGUGGGACCUAAAACUCAACUAGAGCACUGCCUUGUCUUGCUAACAGAAGAAAAUCAGGAAUAAAAUUGGUUGUUCUGCCAACAGCUUGAUCAACGUU
Messenger RNA from Drosophila subobscura, 434 nucleotides. Its product is annotated as male-specific sperm protein Mst84Dd-like. Bases 171 to 332 code for a protein of 53 amino acids. The transcript has 2 exons. Lineage: Eukaryota; Metazoa; Arthropoda; Insecta; Diptera; Drosophilidae. The record is from RefSeq and is a predicted model, not a curated record.